This is a messenger RNA of Alternaria rosae, 2476 nucleotides long. Its product is annotated as CoA-transferase family III domain-containing protein. Bases 317 to 2023 code for a protein of 568 amino acids. Gene Ontology annotation, molecular function: catalytic activity. Lineage: Eukaryota; Fungi; Ascomycota; Dothideomycetes; Pleosporales; Pleosporaceae. The record is from RefSeq and is a predicted model, not a curated record. The transcript is spliced from 3 exons.
CUGUUCUGCAGGCGCAGCCUAGACACUACACCUGGCAUCAAGACUUCGGCGUUCGAAGACGCUACUGCCGUCUACGGGCGUAAAUCACAGCCGUCAAUGGAAUGCUACCCUUCCCAAUACGAUUGGCUGCGGACUCCCAGGUAUCGUUACACACUGGUCCUUUCAAAAAAAGCAGUUCAUCCACACACUAUAAAUGUCAUCAAUGUCUACAGACUUCCUCCCUGCAAAUUCUUCUACUUCUCAGAGAAGCAUUCUCUUCGUUUCCUUCACCAAUUAGCUAGUAUCAAUUUUCUCUAAGCACGAUUGUACCCUCGUCAUGGCAGCGCAUCAAACGACAAAGGACACCUUUGGCCCUGGAACAUUCGUUGAUUGCGACUUCAUUGGUGUACCUGCCGAUGCGAGUAGACUACUGAAACACCUGGCUGGUAUCACACCUGGCUUCACGACCGAGGAGGCUGCCUUGAAUAAUGUCGAAUUCUCUGGGGGUGAACUACCCAUCAUCCCAGGACCCUUGAAAUCGCAGGUCUUUUCCGCCGUUCUACAUGCCAUGAUCGGAAUUGUUGCCAAAGAGAUCAGCGCACUUAAAGGCAUCGAAGCGGGUAAAAUCCACAUCGACACUGACAAGUGUGGUCUGUACCCUGCCACCGUAGCCCUCGUCGACAUCGACGGUAAAGGACUCGGUGAUGUCCAGACCGAUGGCACCCUUACAAAAGCCAGUCUGGAUGUUGACAAGGGCUGCGUUAGCAAGAAUCACAUGUAUAUUCGCUCGUGGGCCAUCUACCCGACUCGGGAUCCUCGCGUCUGGUAUCAGGUAAUGAGUAACCUCAACGCCCCAGCAUUCUUCAAGGCCUACGGCAUCGACGGAGAAGCCCCUGUUGGGACCAGAGAAGAGGCCUAUAAGUUGAUCAAAUCCACCAUCUCCGAGUAUUCGGCUGCCGAACUUGACAUCAAAAACAUGGAGAACGGAUUUUGCGGGCAGACUUGUUUCACACCACAACACUGGAGAGAAACGUCGAUGGGCAAGCGACUGGCUACGCACCCUUUGAUCGACUACGCACAGGUCAAGGGCACUUCAGCAUUGCCACCUGUACCUUUUCCACAGACUAGUGAUGCUCGCCCGUUGGCCGGCAUCAAGAUUGUUGAAAUAGCCCGCGUAAUUGCUGGCCCAGCAAUGGGAGCAGCUCUUGCAGCCUUGGGUGCGGACGUCAUCAAAGUUCAAAGCCCCGAUCUCCCCGAUCUGCAGCCUUUGAGUAUUACGCUUACAGUCGGUAAACGUACAUAUGCGUUGGACCUUCAGAAGGAGGAAGACAGGCAAGCCUUGACUGACCUGAUGGCGGGUGCGGAUGUUAUAAUUCAAGCAUUCCGCCUACGCUCUCUCGAACGGAAGGGCUUUGGGCUACAGGACUUGGUUGAGAUGUCGAGGCAACGUAACAAAGGAAUCGUCUACAUCGAUCUCAACACCUACGGUCCGGACGGCUACUAUGCAGAACGCCCGGGAUUCCAACAGAUUGCUGAUGCCGCUUCUGGAUGCUCUUAUGUCUGCGGCAAGGCUUAUGGAUUCGAGGACGGUGUCAGUGUGCUCCCUGCUCUUCCCGUUGCCGACAUGCUAGCUGGGGCGGUAGGUGUCGUCAACGUUCUCCUUGCUCUACGUGAUCGCGCAAUCAAGGGCGGAUCGUAUCACGCCACUUCAGUCUUAACGUCGGUGGAUGUAAUACAGCUAGGAGAGGCAUUCGGGUUGUAUUCGCCGGAUACAGUGAAGAAAAUCCAGGACAAGUUUGGUUUCAAACCCAUGACACCGGAUCUGCACGUGGAAGAUCUUCUCUACAUCCUUGGGAAGGCUUGGUCAAGCCAUUCAGACCUUCUGCACCGUGACGGAUAUAUGGUCACUUUCGACGAUACGGCGUAUGGCAAGAAGCACUCAAUACUGUCUCCGAUCGUUCGAUUUGACAACGAGGAUGUCAGUCCUCGCUGGACCCAUGGGCCUGUGGGAUAUUGUGCGUCAAAGCAUGAGACGUGGGCAUGAUCACACAUUGGUGAUACCGCCUCCAACCAGACCAUUCAUAGAUAAGGACUUCUAGUGGGAGUUUUUGCCAGUUUUGUUUUACGACGAAUCAGCCACAAAGCGAGUAGGACGUUUGCCGCAAACAUCAUGCGUUUCCUGAUAUCUUUCCGUUCUGCCCAAACACCAAUUUCGUAUAGAAUAGAUACCAGCACGGAAUGAUCUUCAUGGCGCGUUGACCUGCACUUUUUGGAUGUUCAAGAGAAGAAUGAGUUGCUUGGAGUUUGUGAGAGCACAACACAAAGAAGUGAGCUUAAAUACCCAGCUGAGCACGGGAGAAGGCCCGUACUUCCAGAGAUCCGCCAAGUAUAACUCUGUCAUGUACAAAGAGCUAGCUAAUUCAUGAUACCCUUGCCCUUCACGAACUCGUCCUUCCCAGGUUGGGGUACCAACUUGAGGCCCUGCUCCGGCCGACGC